Molecule: messenger RNA, 905 nt
Organism: Austrofundulus limnaeus
Lineage: Eukaryota; Metazoa; Chordata; Actinopteri; Cyprinodontiformes; Rivulidae
Product: zinc finger protein 626
Source: RefSeq, a predicted model, not a curated record
UCCCUGCAAAGGAUCAACAGAUGGCGCUGAUUAAAGUAGAACCUUCAGAAGAAUGGAUACCUGGUGUGGACCAGUCAGAUCCAGAACCCCUCAAAUUAAAAGAGGAAGAGGAGGAACCCCGGCCCAGUCUGGAGGGAGACAAAGUUGUGAAAGAGGAGAUUGAUGUCACCAGGUUUUCAGUCACUGCAGUUCCUUUUAAAAGUGAAGAUGAUGAAGAGAAGCCUCUGUUCUCACAGCUACAUCAGCACCAGUUGGAGGGCAGAGAUCUUCCAUCCUGCUGCUCAGCUGGUCAGAAGGAAACAGCAACUGAUGAAGAGGACUGUGGAGGACCUGAAACUACCAGUAACCCAGAUGGAAAUACUUACAAAAACUGUUCCUGCUCUUCAGAGACUGAACUCAGUGACAAUUAUAAAGAUGACGAGGAUGUGAACAAUCCUGAUUCUCAGCUGAAGAAUUUGUCAGUUUCUGUGCAAAAAACUAAAGAGAGGAACAAAGAAUGGAAGAACAGAAGAGCUCCUGAAUCAGGAGUGAAGACUGUCAGAAAAUCUGUGAGAUGCUCUGAGUGUGGUAAUCAGUGUGUCAACAACAGAUCUCUUAAGAGACACAUGUCCAGUCAUUUAGGAGACCAGACAGAACCAAAACUGUUCAAGUGUAAUGACUGUGAUAAGAAAUUUGCAAGAAAAAAUGGUGUAAAAGCUCACAUGAUAGUUCACACAGGAGACAAACCAUUUCCUUGUGAUGUUUGUGGACAAAGAUUUAGCCGAAAGUCAUCUUUAAACACACAUGAGAGUCCACACAACAGAUUAAUCAUUUUCACUGUAAAUAUUAAAAUAGCUCCUACAUCAGGUCCCACAGGAGUUACAUGGGGGACUUAAAUUAACAUAAUUAAUAAAGGGGCAAGAUUA